This is a messenger RNA of Nelumbo nucifera (sacred lotus), 809 nucleotides long. Its product is annotated as Vacuolar protein sorting 55 (VPS55) family protein. Gene Ontology annotation, biological process: late endosome to vacuole transport via multivesicular body sorting pathway. NCBI's taxonomy places the organism in Eukaryota, Viridiplantae, Streptophyta, Magnoliopsida, Proteales, Nelumbonaceae. Gene Ontology annotation, cellular component: endosome. The record is from RefSeq and is a predicted model, not a curated record.
CUGUUUCCYACUCUUAAAAACGUUGGCCGGAAGGAUUUUUUAAAGUUCAUAGAUGCUUCUAUCCAUGAUAUAGAAGAAAGUCGAAACCCUAGAUUUGCUGGAAGCAUUGGAUUAUGGGCAACUGGAGUUAUGCUGUUCUGAUCGUAAACUAGCUUCUACGGCUUGCUACCCCGCUAGCCAUUCAUCUAGCUGAACUGUCUAUUUGAUCCGAUUUGGAUCAUGGCAGACUUACCAGGUUAUAUGGCCACCUGCUUGUACAGUGGAAAACUUGCUUUCUUGGCAAUUUUGGUUUCUGCAGGAAUUGUAAUGCAAAUUCUGGCAUGUGCUUUGUACAACAAUUGGUGGCCAAUGCUAACAGUAUUGAUGUAUGUUCUUCUUCCUAUGCCUCUGAUGUUUUUCAUGGGAUCUGAUACCUCUCUUUUAUUGGAAAGUGGGAAUAGCUGGGUUGAUGCUACAAAGUUCCUGACUGGAGCAUCAGCGGUAGGAAGCAUUGCAAUACCGGCCAUCUUAAAGCAUGCUGACGUUAUUGGUUGGGGAGCACUGGCAAUGGAGCUUUCGUCCUUUCUUAUUUUUGUUAUAGCCAUAGUCUUUUACAUUCAAAUGAACAAUGAAUCUGAGUAUAGCAUGUUUUGAGAAUAUUGAAACAAGAGUUCCCAUUCCGGUUUGUAUAAAAGGAGGUUUCUCAUCGAUUCCAUUACAUAGGUUCUCUCAUUGUUUGUGUUUUGCCUUCACUCUUGUGGUUUACAAAAGCAGCGCAUGUGCAAUUUCUGUUUAAUGGAAUGAAAUUAGGUGUGCAUUUUGAUUUUUGA